Xenopus tropicalis (tropical clawed frog) is the source of this 6423-nucleotide messenger RNA. It is a transcript of the gene axl, whose product is annotated as AXL receptor tyrosine kinase. The record is from RefSeq and is marked provisional. Lineage: Eukaryota; Metazoa; Chordata; Amphibia; Anura; Pipidae. The coding region runs from base 215 to 2899 and encodes 894 amino acids. The transcript has 20 exons. Gene Ontology annotation, molecular function: transferase activity; nucleotide binding; transmembrane receptor protein tyrosine kinase activity. Gene Ontology annotation, cellular component: plasma membrane. Gene Ontology annotation, biological process: phagocytosis; mononuclear cell differentiation; enzyme-linked receptor protein signaling pathway.
CACAGAGUUCAGCCUUCAUACUAGCGCUCAAGUCUCCCCAGUCAUUCACACACUUAGUUAAUCUGAGUUUUGCUUGCAGAAAGAAAUCUUUUUCUCGUCUCAUGGCUAUCCAACAUAGUUCUAUACUGUUGCCUUAACUGGAGGGACGUUUUCAGGAGUUCUGCACUUUUGGAUUACAUGGGAAAUUAGUGGUGCUGGUGUUCUCUGUGCCAGGAUGGAGUGCAUGCCUGCAGUAUUGAUGUUAAUGGCAAUACUAACAGCUGCCUUUGGAGAAAACGAUUAUUAUUUUAUGGAAAACCCAUCUAAUAUAACUUCCUCAUUGGGAAAAGACAUAGUUCUUAGGUGCAGUGUGAAAGUAAAAGAGACUUUUCCUGAUGUGGAAUGGUUGCAUAAUGGAGUGCCAUUAGAAUUUGCUGAUAGCAAUCAGAUCCAGAUGCCCUUGGAUGAAGAUGAGCAAUGGCUAGUCAUCAGUGAAUUGAGCAUUCCCUCCCUGCAGUUGUCAGACUCAGGGCAAUAUAGCUGUGCAGUAACUAUUGAAGGAGAGGAGAUUCUAUCUGACGAGGCCUACUUGGAGCUGGAAGGUUUGCCAGUUUUUAUUGAAGAACCCCAAGAUCUAGAUACUUACCCUAAUCAAUCAUUCAACCUCAGCUGUUAUGCCCAGGGUCCCCCUGAUCCAGUUUAUGUGAUAUGGCUGCAGAAUGGGGCCCCCCUAAACUCUCUCAAGGAUGCCUUAGCAUUGCCGCCUUCUUUUCUAGAAGUGAAAGGCCUCAAUAAAUCUUCCUUGUUCUCUUGUGAAGCUCAUAAUGCUAAAGGAGUCACUACAUCGAGAACUGCAACCAUUAAAGUACUACCAGAGAAGCCAAGAGACUUGCAGCUACUGUCCCAGAGUUCUACAGAACUUGAGAUAUCAUGGCAGCCUGGAAGAAGUGGGGUCCACCCACAACAUAUUUGCACUGUACAGGCUUCUCUCCCCCAUUCAGGCUUUAGCACCCACCCCCAUCAUAAGAUUUAUAACCAGAACCUUAAUGUGCCCCCUUAUAGCCAUGUGAUUGGUAGCCUGACCCCAUACACCACCUACAAUGUCCGUGUUGCCUGCCUGAGCAGUGAGGGUGUAUCCCAUUGGACUGACUGGGUUGCCAUGAAAACCACAGAAGGAGUUCCAGCAGGACCUCCUGAAAAUGUCACUUUAACAACAAACGGAACUGUAACCAUUGUGAUGUGGACAGAACCGCAGCCACCCAUUAAUGGAAUUUUGCUAGGAUAUAAACUGGCAUAUAGAAUAAAAGAAAUGGAAGAGGUUGUAGUUGAUGCAGGUUUGACCAAUAAAGAAAUACUUGAGACAGCAAAUCCUGAAGAUCUGACUGUAAGGGUGGCUUCAUAUACAAAUGCUGGUGAUGGACCCUGGAGUGAUCCUGUAACUUUUUCUUCUAUUAUGGAUACAUCAACACCUUUUACUUCUGCAGUUGUAAAUCCUGCACCACUUUUCUCCUGGCAUUGGUGGUAUGUUUUUCUAGCCGUCGCUGUAGCAUUUUUCUGUGCUAUAUGUAUUGCUAUUUUCCUGGCACGCAUAAGGAAGAAGGAGACACGCUACGGAGAGGCUUUUGAGCCGACCGUGGAACAAGGGGAGCUUGUAGUGCAUUACAGAGUAAAGAAAUCAUACAGCCGGCGCACUACUGAAGCUACAUUAAACCGACUGGGUAUCAGCAAUGAUCUAAAAGAGAAGUUACGUGAUGUCAUGGUAGAUAGGCACAAGCUGGCACUUGGCAAGACUCUUGGGGAAGGAGAGUUUGGCUCAGUCAUGGAAGGACAGUUAAACCAAGAUGACUACAUCCUUAAAGUGGCUGUGAAAACAAUGAAAAUUGCUAUCUGCACCCGCACAGAGAUGGAAGAUUUUCUGAGCGAGGCUGUCUGUAUGAAAGAAUUUGACCAUCCAAAUGUCAUGAGACUUAUAGGUGUUUGUCUGCAGAAUACUGAGAACGAGGGAUACCCAUCACCUGUGGUCAUCUUGCCCUUUAUGAAGCAUGGAGACUUACAUAGCUUUCUCCUUUACUCACGACUGGGUGAUACACCUCUUUUCCUACCCACGCAAACACUGGUGAAGUUCAUGACAGAUAUUGCAAGUGGCAUGGCCUACCUGAGCAGCAAGAACUUCAUUCACAGAGACCUCGCAGCCAGGAACUGCAUGCUAAAUGAGAACAUGAACGUCUCUGUGGCAGAUUUUGGCCUCUCCAAGAAAAUCUACAAUGGAGACUAUUACAGGCAAGGCCGUAUCGCAAAAAUGCCUGUAAAAUGGAUUGCAAUAGAGAGCCUAGCAGACAGAGUCUAUACAACAAAAAGUGAUGUGUGGUCUUUUGGGGUGACUAUGUGGGAGAUUGCUACUCGAGGUCAGACACCAUACCCUGGUGUGGAGAAUAGUGAAAUAUACGACUACCUGCAGCAGGGGAACCGUCUGAAGCAGCCUCCGGAUUGUCUUGAUGGAUUGUAUGAGCUGAUGUCCAGCUGUUGGCAGCUGAAUGCCAAAGACCGUCCAUGUUUUGAUACACUGUAUAGAGAGCUGGAGAAAAUUUCCAAGAACCUCCCUCCAAUUAAGGAUCCUGAGGAGAUUCUGUAUGUUAAUAUGGAAGAUGCCUCCUCUCCUUUGUCUGAAGAUUUUGGUGAGUUAGGUGCAGUAGGUGGUCAAGAUGCCAAGGAUCUUGGAGACGAUAUUUUUUUCAAAGCUGGUCCAGUCACUGCAGAGGUUCACCACUCCGAAAAUUCGAAUCGAUAUGUUAUGUGCCCAGCCCAUGAGACAACGCGACUUUUGGGGACAACAACAUCUACAGAUCACCCAUCUUACAGCUCUGCACUAGAUGAGGGAACUAUAGAAGAGGUGAUAACUUCCACAGGUUUCAGACAAUAGUCCAAGCCAAGCUGCAUUAUGUUUUACUCUAAUGCAUAUGCACAAACUUCUAGUGGUGAGUUCUAAACACAUUUUAUAAGGAACUUUCCAGCCAUUCCAUUUUGAAGGCAUUGCCUUUUAAAAACCCACCACUGAUCUUUUUGUUUGUGGGGUUUUCUUUUUUUUUACCUGCUGUCCUGGUCAUGUGUUGAAGUAUUUAAAGUAUCUUAGAAGGUUCUGAGAUAUGAUUAUGGAGAUUUGUGACCAAAGACUGGAUGGACCUCCUAACUGCCAUGAUCAACUUGCAAGAAUGUAGCCAUAAGUAUUUUAUUUCUUGACUCAAAUAAGUGGACUAUUUUGAUGCUUUUAUAUUGACUGUGGUCCUUCUACUUUUAAUAUUUGGAACAUUUUGUAUUUUACAGCUUAUGUUCGAACCAUGAGUUUCAUGUGCAUUUUGAACAAUAUUCCUCAACAGUAUGGAAAGGAAUUGUAUGUUAAUGUUAAUUACUUACUGCAGUCACAGAAUUACAUAUGGGGAAAAUAUUCUCCAGGCAUUCUAUUGUGUGGUAAUGUGCCUUAAUGACAGAGUCAUUUAAUGAACUAAAGUUGGUUAACUGGGUGUUUGGUUUAAAGGGCUGAUGGUUCAGUCACAUGUGGUAAUAUAAAGACGGUCACAUGCAUAAUUGUGUAGGGAUAAGCUUCUUAAGGGAUCUAAUGCUAUUGAAAUAUUUAAUGGGUUAACUUAUAUGCCUUGCGUGUAGUAUAGUGACCUAACUAAACUCACAUGUAUGCUAGAUUAAAAUAUCAGUCCAAUGUAGAAAAACAGGGGCUAACUUGCAGCAAUAUCAUUGUAUGAUAUGCAGCAGCAAUAUCUAUGUAGCAGCAUUGUGAUCCAAAGAGAGUACCAUAAAGGAAUAACACAGCCUAGUUACAGUGGCAUAGAAAAGAAAACAAAACAAUAACAAAAGCUAACAGCAAUAAUGUUAUUGGCAGUCAUAAACUGUGUAAGUGGAUAUCAGACUCUCCUUUUCUUUUUAUUUUUCAUUUGAGCAGACUGACUGGUUACAUUACAAACCAGGAUAUACACACAUUUCCGAUUGCUGCUCCUCCCAUAUUGGGAAAGAAAAAAGAUACCAUACAAAUCUGGUUUUGGAAAUCUUUCAUCAUUUGUGGGUCAUUUGCUUGACUGCUAACACUAUGAAGGACAGUAUUAUCUUUUUUUAAAUGCUAAAAUGCACAUUUGCACUAGGAUAUCUUAUUUUCAUUAUAAUAAUCUACUGCAUUCUUUUUGGUAUGCAUACUUUCAUUUUAAAAGGACACCCUCAUGUUUAUUUCUACUUUCAUGGAAGUCACAUUGUUCUAGGGAACAGCCAGAAUGUUUUUAAUUAGCAGUCAGGCAGGUUCUAUACAGACAUAAAAGGCUGAAUUUAAUGGACACGUGUCAGGGAAUCUGCUGUAAGAUCCUACUGACAGUCACAGUUUUGGCUGGUGGGGUGCUAUUUGGGCUUCUGUGUCCUUGAAAUGCCAGAGCUCCUCUUUCAUUCUUGCUGCCAAGUGAGAUGCGCAAAAUCUGUAUAUAUUAUGUUGCUCUUCUCUCUGUCUUAGUAAGAGAUGGAUAAACUCAGUGGCUUGUAAUACACUUCUGUUUCAGAUUGUAGUGGGAAGCACAAAUAUGUAUUAUAUUGCCUUUUUGUCUGUUGUACAGUCAUCCCACAGUAGGUGGGUUUUAAUGCACUUAAGUUGCCAUAAUAUAGACACUUGCAAUUAGCCAGCUCCUCCUCCAUGAACACCUUUUCUUUGUCUCAUUUGCACCACCUGCAGUAAGUGGCAGACACCCUGUCUAUCAGUGUGUAGUUGUGUAGUGGAAAGAAGACAAAUUUACUGUAUGCUCCCAAAUUCUUCUCUCUGUGUAUCCUGACAGAACAUUCCUUUUUUUAAAGUGCCUUUGAGCCAUUUAAAUUGCAUUGCCUUUAAUCAUCAGUUACUUUCAGUAAUAUGACAGAAAAAGCUAUUGGAACAUCUUUAUCAUGAUUGUCAGAAGCACUGUCUAAUAUAUAUUCAUCAAUUUCAUCACAGUGUCUUGCAAUAGCGUUAAACUUUUAUAUACACAUAAAACUGUGAUUCAGCUAAUUUUUCUACCAACAGCCACUAAAUUGAUGAUUUGUGGCUUGGACAGGUUUGGACCACUAAGAUUUUGUGCUAUUUCCCUGCCAUGGUACCAAUAUACAAUAUUUAUUCCAGAGACCAUUCCACUGUUUUGUCAAGCUCAAUACUGGCGGAUUUGUGUAUUCAGUAUUUACAAAAAUUCUAAUAAUAAUUCAUCUUUAUUUAAAAUCAUCCAGUAACUGGAUUGUCAACUUUGUAUGCAUGUGGCAUUUGAACUGGUCUAGAAGGACAGGAGUAUAGCUGCAGAGUAAAAUAAGAAUGCUUACUUGGAUAUUUGUUUACUUGGAGUUUUGUUUUAGAUGUACCUUAGCUAUAGGUCUGUGCAGGGCCACCAUCAAUAAUCAUGGGGCCAAGCCAGCCGAGCCCCUAGGCAACCCAACAUGCUCAGUGGGGGAAAGAGUGAAAAGCAGGUAGCAGAAGGCAGUGUGCACAAGGCUUGAGGGCCCGGAUUAGGGUAGGCAGAUAGUUGUGCCCCCAACCCAGCACUGAAUCUGGGGCUGCAGCAACCUGAGCCAGGACCCCCUAUGCCGCCCCCUCCUUUGCACUGCGUUAACAAGUUUAAUGUAAGAGCAGAUAAAGGGGAUGGGGGUGGGGCUGCAUCACUAUUGCACUCUCUGCAGAGCCAGAUUUCCCCUUUAAAAAAUAUAAAUUCAGCUCUUAAGGUUGAGAGAGGCGGCUUUUCCUGCCCCGCUUACUGGCCACUCACUGCUCCUGAGGCAACGUUCUCACCUUUCUUCAUGGCACGAGCGUCCCUGACUCUACAGUUGCACCCUAGGCACAUGGCUCUUCUGCCUACCCUUAGUUCUGGCCCUGCAUAGGGCACCUUACUACUAAGAUAGGGGGAACCAAGGAGGCCUUUAUUAUUAGCUAACUGCUCACUUGAGCCCCUUGGGUGGUGGGCCCUGCAAAAAAGUAAAAUAAGGCGCCAACAAAAGAAAUGUCCUUCCUUGAUCUGCCCCAAUCGCUCUCAAGUAAUGCCAAAACUCCACCUUCACCCCAACAAAUAGCUGUACACUCCUCACAAGCCCCCAGCCCUGGGUGUCUGUGCCUGUUGCCAUUAUUCAACUGCCAUUGAAUUUAAAUUGUUUAAUAGUAUUGUCUGGAUGUUUUACCUGCUGAUACACUGAAACAGAACAAAACAGUGUCCACAGAAAUGCUGAAUAUUGCUGAAUAAUGUAUACCCCUUCCAUUUCUUUCUAAAUGUAGGGUAUAUCCUUAAAGAUUAAUUUUGGUUUCUUGUUUUAUUCCAAACAAUUGUACAAUCAUUUUUUAUUAUGAAUGUAUAUACAUGUUUUUGUACAUGAAAUUAAAUAUAUAUAUUUCUUUACACUUUGCAGAUAGAAAUGCUUAAACUGUCAAUAAAAGCGUAUUUUAAUCAA